CUGCCGCUGUCAUUUUAUACGCAAGUCAUUUUAGCAUCAAAGUCACUCCGGCAUUUGGAAAUUGGUUUGUUUGUCGUUUAAAAGUCAAUUUAAAAAAGCACUGAAAAUAUCGUCAUGUUUCUUACACGCUCUGAGUAUGAUCGCGGUGUCAACACCUUCUCGCCCGAGGGCCGCCUCUUUCAAGUAGAGUAUGCCAUAGAGGCUAUCAAAUUGGGCUCCACUGCAAUUGGCAUUUGCACAAACGACAGCGUUGUAUUGGCCGUGGAAAAGCGCAUCACUUCAACAAUGAUGGUGCCGAAGACAGUAGAAAAGAUUGUGAAGGUGGAUGACCACAUUGGCUGCGCCACAUCUGGACUAAUGGCCGAUGCGCGCACCUUGAUUGAACGUGCACGCGUUGAAUGUCAGAAUCAUUGGUUCGUCUACAAUGAAUCGAUGACCGUUGAGUCAUGUGCCCAGGCUGUCUCUACAUUGGCCAUACAGUUCGGUGACAGCGGUGACGGCGAUGGUGCCUCCGCAAUGAGUCGACCUUUUGGUGUGGCCGUACUGUUUGCCGGCAUCGAAAACGGCCAGCCGCAGCUCUGGCAUAUGGAUCCUUCCGGCACAUAUAUACGCUACUGCGCCAAGGCAAUUGGGUCGGGCAGCGAGGGCGCCCAACAGAAUCUUCAGGACAAAUACACGCCAGAGAUGACACUGAACGAUGCCAUCAACUUGUGUUUGAACACGCUUAAGCAAGUCAUGGAGGAAAAACUAAACGAGACCAACGUCGAGCUAAUGACCAUGACAACAACAAACAAAGAGUUCACAAUGAUGCCCGAGAGUGAGGUGAAGAGGCUUAUCGAAAAUCUGGCCUAAUUGCAUUAUUUUUUACAUACUGCAACAUUUUGGUUAUUGAAAAAAUAUUUGUGAAUAAAGGGAUUCUAAAUCGAUAAUC
This is a messenger RNA of Drosophila hydei, 931 nucleotides long. It is a transcript of the gene Prosalpha5, whose product is annotated as proteasome subunit alpha type-5. The transcript has 3 exons. Gene Ontology annotation, biological process: proteasome-mediated ubiquitin-dependent protein catabolic process. Lineage: Eukaryota; Metazoa; Arthropoda; Insecta; Diptera; Drosophilidae. The record is from RefSeq and is a predicted model, not a curated record. Gene Ontology annotation, cellular component: proteasome core complex, alpha-subunit complex; nucleus; proteasome core complex. Bases 115 to 852 code for a protein of 245 amino acids.